Messenger RNA from Larimichthys crocea (large yellow croaker), 5506 nucleotides. RefSeq names its product adhesion molecule with Ig-like domain 1 (gene amigo1). NCBI's taxonomy places the organism in Eukaryota, Metazoa, Chordata, Actinopteri, Sciaenidae. Gene Ontology annotation, biological process: brain development. Bases 768 to 2306 code for a protein of 512 amino acids. Gene Ontology annotation, molecular function: protein binding. The record is from RefSeq and is a predicted model, not a curated record. The transcript has 2 exons. Gene Ontology annotation, cellular component: membrane.
UGUAAACAGCGCCUUCUGGGUUUGAGCGCACUACCUCUGCUGAAAAACAACGUCAACCACUGCAGCAGAAAGAAACAGCAGUGCUGCACACACACACACACACACACACACACACACACACACACACACACACACACACACACAGUCAGACCGCAGAAGGCCAACGAGGAGCAACGGGGAGGCUUGUCAGCUGCAGACUGCUCUUUCUCAAUUAUCUCCAUGGCUGCUGAUGAGACCCGACAGGAGCCGGACCCGCUCAAUCUGCGCCAAUUAACUACAAAGGACGUAUGUGCGAUCGUGUGUAUACACAAAGCAGUAUGUUAGGGUAAAAGGCAAAGUCAUCUAAAGACAUCUGAGUAAAUCUGAAUCGCGAAUCGCUCAUCGGUGAUUGUCAGCAGUUAAAAAGGACGUGUGUGUGUGUGUUGUCUGCUCUUUACGUAAUCGUUUUUGCGUAAUUUUGCACCGGGUAUUGGACGCCGCGUGGAUUAUUUUGGCGAGGAUAUCUCUCGUGGUCUCCUUCCUCCCUGCAUCCGUUGUUGUUGUCCUCAACAGCACACACACAUACACUCAUUCAGACGGGGACUAUCUGCAUGCAGGCAGCAACAUUGUAAACAGACGAGGAGCUGUUUUAAUGAGAUCCAACACCGCUGCAUCCCGGUUGAAGCCUUCAAUCAGGAAUGUCUGGGAUUCCUCCAGCUGCUCUCCCAUGCUGUUCUCUGAGAAUGGGAUCGUAGUAAACCUCUGUGGGAUUUAGAUCAACUGUUAGCAUGUUGCAGCCCUCCGCCAGAACAGGUGACAGCCUGUUGGAAACAUUACCUCAUUGGAAUCAGGGUCAGAGAUGGGCCUUCUCCCUCGUCAUCUGCAUGGCUCUACUCUGGCUUCCAGGGGCAGCAGGAUCCGCCCUAAACUGCCACAAGACAUGUAUCUGUGCUUCGAACAUAGUGAGCUGCUCCAAGAUGAAUCUGACCACCGUCCCGACAAGUCUACCACUCUACACUGCUGUGCUGGAUCUCAGCUAUAAUAAUAUAACGCGGCUGCGAUCUGAGUGGACCUUAGUCAAGCUCCUGAAGCUCCAUAAUCUCCUCCUCAGCCAUAAUGGUCUCCACUUCCUGUCUUCAGAGGCAUUCGUAUAUGUGAAGUACCUGCGCUACUUGGACCUGUCCUCCAACAACUUGCGGCAGCUGGAUGAAUUCAUCUUUGAGCCUUUGGUCAACCUAGAGGUCCUCUUGCUGUACAAUAACCAAAUUUCCCAGAUUGACCGUUCAGCCUUUGGCACCAUGGUCAACCUUCAGAAGCUCUACCUUAGUCAGAACCAAAUCUCCCGCUUCCCUCUGGAGCUGGUCAAGGAAAAGUCACGCCUGGAGAAACUGAGCCUCCUGGAUGUGUCCUCCAAUAAGAUUAAGAUGAUAUCCCUUGAUGAACUCCAGGUGUUGCCUGCCUGGAUUAAAAAUGGCCUCUACUUCCACAAUAACCCUCUGCUGUGUCACUGUGAUCUGUACACACUCUUAGCCCACUGGUAUAUUCGAAAGCUCAACUCGGCUGUGGACUUCAAAGAUGACUACACAUGUAUCCUGCCUGGACCACAAAAAACCCAAGUACGUGUUUUUGAUCUCAGCGGUGACAAUAUGAACUGCAGCACAUUCAAGGAGGCAGAUGAAGAGGCUUUUCUGGAGCAAACACUGAUCCUUGGGUGUGACACCAAACACAGGAACAUGUUAAAGACCUGGAUGAUGCCUGGUAAUGUGCUAGUGACACCUGGACGCAACCAGACAGCCAAAGUCUUGCCAGAUGGAAGUCUGCAGAUUAGUCCAGUGAGAUCUGAGGACUCUGGGACCUACACUUGCUUGGCAAUGAGCGAGGUCUUCAAUGAGACCAUUUAUGUGGUGCUGAAGGUUCACAACUUCACCAUGCACGGGGGCGGGGACACACUGAACACAGCAUACACCACUUUGGUGGGCUGUUUAGCCAGUGUGGUGCUGGUCCUCAUGUACCUUUAUCUGACACCAUGUCGCUGCUUCUGCUGCCCCAAUAAGGGUAAAGCUCGGGGUGAGGACAGUAUUCACUCGUCCAUGCUCAGUGUGACACCAACCCAUGAGGACCCAGCGCUCAAAGCAGAGCUGAACAGGCAUGUGGCGUUCAUAGACUCCAAGGACUUGCAGGGCCAGAACGGCAAGUUGAACCCCAAUGGGGAUGAGGAUGAUGAUGAUCUGGAUGCGGAAGCUGGUUCUCUUAUGAAGGGGAAGAGGAAGAAGUCAGUAGCAGAGUCCAUCAGCUCCGUCUUCUCAGACACUCCCAUGGUGGUCUGAGAUGAGACUGGGAAAGACUGGCCAUGUUUUAGUUCAUGUAAACUGUGACUGUGACCUGGAAACGGAGGAAGGAUGUUCAUCUGUAGUUGCUGUCAAGUGGAAAUAAGAAUCUCAAAGGGAAUAAUAAAAAAAAAACUGUCUUGUUGUCGACACAGACAAUGAGCGAGACUUUUCCAGCAUUUUAAUCUGUAGCAUUUAAUAUUCAUACUGUGAAGGAAUGGCAGUGUACAUGAACCGUGGAAACUACUGAAGUCUUAUAAGAGUCACAAGUAGAUGAUAUAUUGUUGAUAUCAGCACUCAGGAAGUGAUCAAUUAAACUGCUAAUGUGUGGGAAAUACUUAUGAUACAAUGCACAGGUUGAAAUUAGAUUUGAAAAAAAGGCAUAUAUAUUGAAACCAUGGCUGGCUCAUAAUUAUAUUUAUUACAAGAACUAUAAUAGAUUGCAUCUUACAUAAACAAUAGAGCAUAGAUACAUUUAGCCCUCUUUCAAUCAACACAGGAACACUUAGAUGGACAGACCACCAUCACCAGCCAAUGUAUACAUCUGCCAUUAGCCUUGAGUCAUCUGUAGAGAAAAAAGCAUGCUAAAAAACAUUAUAUGAGGUCCCAGAAUGAUCUGUAUGAUCCAAAAGAAAUGUGGAUUCAUCAGACGUUUAGUCAUUUAUAUUGAGGCUGUGCACAAACAUUAUAUUAAGAGGCCAUCACAGGUCACUUCCAUCCUACUUCAUAGACGAUAUUUAGUUGCACUCAGAUGUAGUUCAUCAGACCGAUCGUUAUUCGUGUUCAUAGUCAUAUGUGUAGCGAUAUAGGACAGAUUUUUUUCGCUAUGUUAAGGGAUCAAUUUACAUAGAGGUAUGGUAUAAAACAGAUGAACAGCUCGAGGCAGAUCACUGUAUAAAUGAAUCAAAAUAGUCACAAUGGUAUAACACAAAAGAUACUGUUGAAGCCUUACUCAAUUAAGAACAUGGAACAUCUCCAGCAGACACACAUUAAGUGCAGGGACAUGUUUUGUCUUGACUGGUUAUCAACAUAUUGUCUGUAUACAGAUAGGUACCAUGUUCCUUGCAAGCAAAAUAGGCUUCUGUUUGUCAUUCACUGAGGUGCCACUUAUUGCAGAGUUUGACUCCUCUUCUUGGCCAAGUUAUAGCAUUUGUUUUUCUCAGUCACACAGGUAGGAAGUAAAAGGCCAAGCUGAUGCUAAAGGCUACCGGCUUAAGUCAAAUGUAUUCUUUCCUGUGUGUAAAAUGUGCCCUGACACAAAACCCUGAAAUAUUUUAGUAAACAUUGAUCAAACAUAAACCUGCAUACGGUGUAGUCAUAUGUCAUGAAUUAUGUUGUAGAUGAUCUUGCACUUUGCUCAGACAAUUAGUAGUGUCAUGCUGAUUUAAAAGGUAGCUGCUGUAGCCCUGUGGUAGGUAGAAAAAGAAGUACGAUGUACAUAAACAUUAGAGUCUACCACAUAAUUAAAUCAACAGGGUUCCUCAAGAAGAUUAAGGUUAUAAGGCUGCACGUUAUUUGACAAGAGAGAGCUGAUUCUAGAGUUAGAAGCUACUGACAGAAAGCCCAUGUAUCAAUUAUAAUAUCCUUUGCUUUUUCACAACUAUAAUUUAAUCUCAAGUGAAUUGAAUUUAACAUGAAUGACACCUCAUGUGCUGUGCAAAUUUCAUUAACAAGGUUUUAAAUUGGGAGGCUGAGUCUCGGCCCAAACAAGAAAGAGUGAUUUCAUUAAACUGUGUGGCGUUUGUGUCACAAUACAACAAGGCUAGCCCGGUGUAAAUGCUAAUUUCAUCUUUUGAAGGGAUUCAGUUUCCCUGUGCUUUCCAUGUCUUUGUCUCUCUGAGCCACAGAGGAAAGGUGUGUUAUCAUGAGUCACAGCAACACAAAGCCAUUCUCUCUGGCUCCCUGUACACUGACAGCCCAGAUGCGUUUGCUUUGUUUGUGUACCUUGGUCAUUACGAGGCUGCCCUCACUUAAGUUCAAAAGCAAUCAUUCAACCAGACAAUGAACGUGAUGCCCUUUAAGUAGUCUGUAAUUUGUUUAUGAGGGAAACGCCUGAAGCUUUCAUUUAACAUUUGCUCUCCCACUGACUCAUAUGAUUGGACACUGUAAGAUAAAAAUUUGGUAAGCAUAAAUUUGAUGCUCAGUGCUUUUUUUUUCAACAAAUACCACAGCAUAUGUAUAUGUAAGAACAGUUAUGUAAAAUCACAUACAUCUUGCAAUUAAAUGUCAGUAUACUUUAAAAUGUUAAGAUGCACACAUUUCUGGGUGCAUUUCUGUUUUGUUUUUUUACGCAAAAUCAAUGUUAUAAUCACAGUUGCAGUGUGCACCACAGCAUCUCUUGUGUGGGUGAAAAAAGGAAGUCACACUUAUCGGAGAGGUGGUGUGUGAAUCAUCCCAUUCCUCACACAUAGGAAUACCAGGUGGAGAAAUAGAGAGCAGCAAAAAAUACCAUAAGACGCACUUCAAUACAGCCACAUUUAGCACUACUGCAGACUGGUGAAGAAUCGGUCCCAUUUUUUAGGGAUCUAGCCCCACUAGAACUAAAAAUAUAUGCGCUGUUCCCUGUUUUCUCAAUCUAAAACCUCACAGAUAUUAAGGCAAGGCCAUUCGGGAAGCUACUGAAUGCAAGAAUCUGAAGUUUUAAAUCAUACCCAGAUAUUAUGGAUGCUGAAUCGUACCCAGUGAACUGUCAGACUGUCAAGGAAUAGCAUGUGUUUACCCUGCAGUAACCCAGUGUCAAUCGAGUUAAAUCUGCCGUGACUAAUGGGUGGUCUUCUCUUCUGGGUUGUCACUCAAAAUACAAGUUGCAAUUCUGUACAGAGAAAAACUAAGUGCUAUUGCGAGGGUCCUAACAUAGAGGAAAAAAGUGGCUUUGUUCUCUCCAAAGCAAAUCUGCCUUCCUAUAUAUAUCUAUAUAUACAGUAUAUAUAUGUCUAUUAAGACUCACUUUUCUGUGUUCAGUAUUGAUUAGUUGUGUAUUGCUAUGUUUAUCAGUGUACUGACUGUAUUCUUGUAUAAUCUGAUGUUGUUGAUCAUUUUGCUUUUCGUCUGCCGCUGUGCUACUGUUAGAUGUUUCGACAUUCAAGUCUUGACAUAAAUGUUUAUUUUUUAAGCGGGUGGGAUUUAGUUUUUUAUUGAAAUAGGAUGUAUUUUACACUUAACUCUGCUGAAGAAUAUGGUUAAACAAACAAACAAAAAAA